This is a messenger RNA of Python bivittatus (Burmese python), 3361 nucleotides long. RefSeq names its product NELL2 interacting cell ontogeny regulator 1 (gene NICOL1). The record is from RefSeq and is a predicted model, not a curated record. NCBI's taxonomy places the organism in Eukaryota, Metazoa, Chordata, Lepidosauria, Squamata, Pythonidae.
AGAUCCUUUUGGGAAAGGAUAAAGAGCAGCUGUGCGCCUGCUCUGAGGGAGCACAGUACAUCUUGCACUAGCCAGUUGCGGCAGCCAUUCAAAGCGGCCAUCACAAAGACAAGGGAGAGAGCAGGGAAGGAGGAAGACUCCACUAGCAAGAUGCUAACAGCUUGCACAAGCAAGAUGGUACUUUUAGCCCCUUUACUUCUAAUGGCUGGGCUGCUUUCUACAAAGGCCGCUACAGCUGAAGAAGAAUCAGGAACAGCUAUUCCUGCUGAAAGUCGUCCAUGUGUUGACUGCCAUGCCUUCGAAUUCAUGCAGAGGGCUUUGCAAGAUUUAAAGAAGACAGCGUACAAUUUAGAUUCACGAACGGAGACGUUGCUUUUCAAAGUGGAGAAGAGAACCCUGUGUGACUGUUUAACCAUCAACGCCCUGAACUGAGUCCUGGAGGUUCCGCCUAGGAGUGUCUUUGACAAGCUCAUCACACCGCUGUUAGGAAACAAAUAGUGCAAACAUGUAAAUCUGGAUGCUUAUGAAACUAAGUGGAGAAUUUUGGUAUGAGAUUGCUGUGCCUGCCUUCAGCAUAUGUAUGUCUUUCCCCUCCACUCGACCUCAUCUUGUGUCAUCGGGAGUUGCAAGAUACUUUCCAAGGAAAAGAAAAGACGGGAGGGACGCAGUGAUGGGUUUUUGCAAAAACUAGAGUUUUGUUUUCAGAAGCUUUCCUUUUUAAUAUUAUAUUCUCCCCGCACAGAAACCUAAAAGUAAUCAGUGAAGACCAUAGCAGGGAUUCUGGGGAUCUUUUGUUGGGGCUCUUUUCCCGUGAGUGUUUUUAGAAGUAAUUGAAUAUUUAUACCAAAUAACGUAUACAAAGCAGAUUUUGAUCAUAUGCAAAUAUGAUGUUGAUAGUGUGCAAAAGAUGUAAAAUGAAAUGAAACAGAAUCAGGUCAGAGGCUCAGUCAUUAAACCAUUUGUUUCAUUAUUAAAGAAUAUGAAUUAACUGAAAUCUAAUUAAAAUUAAAAAGCAGCAGCAACCCAAGAAGAGGCAUCUCCGAAAGCAACUUCAGGGCAAGGAGGAUGUGUCCUUUUCCUUCACUCCACCCCACCCACCCCAAAUGGACCCCUCCCCUGCCAUUUCUCUUCUGGGCAGCAGUCGCUCUCUGCCCCGUAGCCACAUGCAGAAAAGAUUCACAGCGUGAUGUUGGGCGGAAGCUGCAGUGGGAUCGUGCACCGCUUCCCCGCUGGGCCAUGGCCACCAAGGGCAAGCAGCUCUGGAGCUGGCAUGCCUUUCAGACCCCAUGAAAUAGCUGUUUGAGUGGCACAGCCAGAGGCAGAGCACUGAACCUACUUCAGCCCAGUCCUCAUCUGCUGCUAAAGGGUCUCUUCUUUUUACAGUUGGGCCAGGACCACCAUAAAUGCCCCUUUUCCUUCCCUGGCACAUAGGGAGCAUGUCUCUUCUAAGCUGAUUUCUUCUAGUUCUUUCUUCAGAACUGUUGGGCUAAUAGACUAAAACUCCCAUCAUGAAUUGAUUAAAAUCUGAACAUUCAGGUCUAAAAAUAAAUAAGUAAAUUGUUCUCCAACUGAAUGCAUUAUGUCAACUUGUUUGGUGGACCUGUAAGGGUCCAUAAUAGAUCAGGAGAGAAAGAAGCCAACUCCAAAUCCAUAGUGACGCUCUUAACAUAAAUAAUUGAUGAAGUAAAUUUCUAAUUGCAAAAUUCAAAAACCACUUUUUUGGGGAGGGGGGAGUUAGGUUCAUCUGCAGAAAGGUAACAAUUACAAAAAUGAACAGUCAUGUAAUGUAACUUCUCCUUGACUUGAGGGAACAAGGUUUCACUUAGGCAAAAGGUCUAAGACAUUAGUGAACAAGGCCUGUAAAGGAUUUCAUUUUUCUACCUUUUCCUUAUAGAUACGUGGAAGUGCAUCUCUAGCCAUACCUUCAUACUUCUGUGAGUUGGUACACUGAGUAAUUUGUAGUUCAUCUGUUAUCUCCUAACCAUUUUAGCUGAACAGUGUUCUUCCAUUAUCAGUGUAUCAUAGACAUUAUCUAUGUAUCAUUUCUUUUCCAAGAAAUGUUUGUGUGUGCAUACAUAUGUAAAUGUACAAACACUUCUAGUACUGGGGAAAUAUACUUUUUAAAAUAAAGAUCUGAGAUCAUGACAUUGGAUUGCUAUAUUCCAAUUCAUAGAUUUUUUUGGAGAAGCAUAGAUAAUAUUUUACUAAUUCUUAAUAUUUCUACUGUAAUGUUUAUUGACCUAGUUCUUUUUAGAGUGUUCUUCAUUCUUCUAUUAUUACUAUAGUAUUUUCAAAACUGCCAGUUCAGGUGGAUGUUCACUUUCACUUUUGAAAGUUUGGUGAUUGCAGCAUAAAGGUUGAAAGCAUGUUGUAAGUGUAAGCUGCAUCUGAGAAGUCAGAAGCACAGGAUGACUUCAGGUAUCUCAGGUCUGCAGAGAUCCCGGGAUCCAAAUAUCACUAUUUUCUUCUUGCCACCAACUUGGGUAUUUUAGCCUUGCUUGCUUGCUUUAUUUAUUUAUCCUCUAUAAUAAUCUGCAUUUGCUUGUAUCUGCAAUAUAAAAUGCCCGUUUUCAUGAGAAAUUGGAAAGGGGCUGUGAAGUGUAUACAAUGCCAUUCUGUUUUUAGAAGUAGAAAGCAAAGAUUAAAUACCCGAUUAAAUACCUAAAUUACCUGACUAGGAUAAUUGCUGCUUCUGUGCAACAAGGAAAAAAAUAAACCCAACGUGCUAGAAUGCUGAAAUUAUCAGUGUGAGGAGAAGAAAGUCAGGAUCAGGCCUCAAACCUUUUAGCUAAUGUUCAGAGAAAAUGGCAGGAGAUCAUGUUAUGGUUAAAAAUAGAAGAACGUGGUUGGGCUCCUUCCUCCCCCUCUCCCAAUAAUUCAGCUCCUGAAAGGUUGAAUAGCACCAGGGGUUUUUUUUCCUAUAACUAUGCUGCAGCUACAAAAAGAGACCAGGAACCACAUAAAAUACCCUCCUUAUUUAAGGAAUCUUAAAUGUGUUUAUGAAUUUGAAAUGUUGCCAGAAAAGUAGUUGUUGUUAUGUUGGUUCAACUCUUAGUUGGGGUCAAAGUUCUGCACUUAGCUGGGUUCAGUACAGCACUGAUGUGUGUGUACAGAUGGAUGGAUGAUGGUGAUGUGUGUACAUUUGUGAAGUUUUAAAUUAAAAAAGGUUUUAAAAUUACAGCUGCAUAACAGGGAAAGUGUGAAUUAAUCCAUCACCUCCAUCAAAGAGAGGGGAAACUGGGCGGUCAAAAGCACCUCCUCAAUGCCCCAGGCUGAAGUUGGACUCAGAUAACUCAGCUUCAGACUUAAGCAUGUAACAUUUUCCAGGAGGCUGAAGGUGGCCAUGGGAUUUGAGUAGCAA